CUCAGCGGGAGCUAAUGUUCUGCGCAGGCUCAGUGCGGCGGGCCCGGCUCUGGUGGACGGCAAGAUGAUUAUGGCGCUAAGUAAAACGUUUGGUCAGAAGCCGGUGAAAUUUCAACUGGAGGAAGAUGGGGAGUUCUACAUGAUAGGUUCAGAGGUAGGGAAUUACCUGCGCAUGUUUAGAGGCUCGCUGUACAAAAGGUAUCCUUCUCUCUGGAGACGCUUGGCCACCGUUGAAGAAAGGAAGAAAAUUGUAGCCUCCUCACAUGGGAAGAAAUAUCAUGGAUACACAACAUUAGCUACUAGCGUUACCCUACUGAAAGCUUCAGAAGUUGAAGAGAUCCUAGAUGGGAACGAUGAGAAAUAUAAAGCUGUUUCCAUUAGCACAGAACCUCCAACCUACCUCAGAAGCCAAAGGUGCUGCAAACAGCCUCCCAUAAAAAUCAUAGACUGCAUGCAGGUUUGCGCUGGUAAUUGUGUAAAGCUGGGUUUGCUUAUGGACAAAGACAGCCUGCGUCCAGGUGGUGUGUCCAAUUCACUGGUGUUUUUUUUACUCCUGUACAGUUUUGAUGACCAUGAUCCAGCUGUGAUUCAUGAAAAUGCUUCUCAGCCAGAAGUACUAGUUCCAAUCCGGUUGGACAUGGAGAUAGAUGGACAGAAGUUGCGCGAUGCCUUCACAUGGAACAUGAACGAGAAGUUAAUGACUCCAGAAAUGUUUGCAGAGAUCCUCUGUGAUGAUUUAGACCUCAACCCCCUUGCUUUUGUCCCAGCUAUUGCUUCAGCGAUCCGUCAGCAGAUCGAAUCUUACCCCACUGACAGCAUACUGGAGGAUCAGUCCGAUCAGAGAGUCAUUAUUAAGCUGAAUAUCCACGUUGGGAACAUUUCUUUGGUGGACCAGUUUGAGUGGGACAUGUCAGAGAAGGAGAAUUCACCAGAGAAGUUUGCACUGAAAUUAUGUUCUGAGCUUGGUUUGGGCGGGGAGUUUGUCACCACUAUCGCAUACAGCAUCCGAGGGCAGCUCAGCUGGCACCAGAAGACAUACGCAUUCAGUGAAAACCCCUUGCCAACUGUGGAGAUUGCCAUCCGAAAUACAGGUGAUGCAGAUCAAUGGUGCCCUCUUCUGGAGACCCUUACAGAUGCUGAAAUGGAAAAGAAGAUCCGUGACCAGGACAGAAACACCAGGCGUAUGAGACGUCUUGCCAACACUGCACCGGCCUGGUAAACAGUCCCCUCCCGACGAAACUCGCGGUUCACAUCCUGGAGAUGGAACCCCGCCCCAUAAAUAAACAAAAAGUAACAAUUAAAACAGAAAAAGU
Nanorana parkeri is the source of this 1313-nucleotide messenger RNA. RefSeq names its product SWI/SNF related, matrix associated, actin dependent regulator of chromatin, subfamily b, member 1 (gene SMARCB1). The record is from RefSeq and is a predicted model, not a curated record. Gene Ontology annotation, biological process: chromatin remodeling; regulation of transcription by RNA polymerase II. NCBI's taxonomy places the organism in Eukaryota, Metazoa, Chordata, Amphibia, Anura, Dicroglossidae. The transcript has 9 exons. Gene Ontology annotation, cellular component: nucleus; nuclear chromosome. Gene Ontology annotation, molecular function: transcription coregulator activity. Bases 65 to 1219 code for a protein of 384 amino acids.